Phanerochaete carnosa HHB-10118-sp is the source of this 1195-nucleotide messenger RNA. RefSeq lists its product as uncharacterized. Bases 39 to 1031 code for a protein of 330 amino acids. The transcript has 8 exons. The record is from RefSeq and is a predicted model, not a curated record. NCBI's taxonomy places the organism in Eukaryota, Fungi, Basidiomycota, Agaricomycetes, Polyporales, Phanerochaetaceae.
UCAAAUUGCAUAUUCAACAGUGAUCGUUUGUCCUGAUUAUGUCUACUACCCCGACGACACAGUCUGAGCUCGGAGGCCAAGAUUCCUCAGCCAGCUCCUCGCGCUUCCAAGAACUCUGGGAGGGGGCCUUUCUGGAAUACAAGAAAGUUACGGGCUCGGACCUCCUUCGCUCACCGCUCUACAACCAAAUCCAAAAGGCCGAAUCCUCAGGGAAGGUUGCUCGCAUUCUCAAGGAACACAAGAGUAACUUUAAAGCUUUCCGCGCGCACGGCGAGAAGAUCAGAGCUAUUAUUGCGCCGAUCUUCACCCUCACCAAGCUGUUCACCGACGCUGGUGGCGAGAUAGCCGCGGCCUCCAGCGCAGUGCCCGGCGGCAAAGCGAUCUUCGCGGCCUUCGGGGUCUUUCUAGAGGCAUUCGAUAAGGUUAGCGAGCAAUACGAUGCGCUCGAGGAGCUUCUCUCGAGGCUUGGAGGCGUCCUUGGUCGUCUUGACAAUCACCUGCAAGCACGUUCGGUGCUCAACGAGCAGCUUAAAGGCGUCUUCGUCCGCGCACUUGUCCAGCUGCUCAACGUGUUCGCCAUCUGCACGAAAUACACCAAGAAGCAGAUAUCUGAUCGCACGGCUGUCUUCACGCGCAUGAAGGACUAUGGACGGGCCCUCCUUGGUAAUAAGGAUGUGAAAGAUGCUCUUGAGAAGCUAGACGAGCUGACUAAGGAGGAACUUCUGGCCACUGCGGCUCAGACGUUUGAUGUGGUGCAAGGUGUAGCCGCCAAAGUCGAGCUGGUUGGUGGUGACGUUACGGAAACAAAGGAGAAUGUCAAGGCUGUGCGCAGUGACCUGCGAGGUAUUGGAGCCAAAGUUCUUAAUUUGCAUUUGGAGUCUGUCGAGAAGGACAUUCGUGAUUGGUUAGCUUCCCCUGACCCAAAUCAGAACCACGAAGAGCGACGAACUUCAUAUUUGGACGGCACAUGCGUGUGGUUCUUUGACCACAACUGGGACAGGGAAGAGCAUUCUUUGGUGCGUAUGCAUUAGUGCUGAUAGCAUGCAACCAUAGCUCAUCUGUCAUCGAGCACGUCUCAUCCAUCCCCGGCUUGCACCUGGCUUACUUUUACUUUGACUACCGUCGCACCGAGAUGCAGACUGUGACUGGCCUGUUGGCAUCUCUGAUCUACCAACUUGCUACUCGUGCAGAACAG